GUUAAAAAGUCAGUGGGAAAUUGAAUAGAAAACAAAGAAAAAGAGGAAACUUUUCAUUUUACCAAAAAAAAAAAAAGAAAUAAAAAAUUGAAUUUUUCUUCAGAUUCCUUCACUUUUAGCUUGUGGGAUUUGUUCAUUCAGAUCACUAGAUAAGUGGGUUUGUUUAGUUUCUUUAAAUUCAUUAAAGUGGUGAAGAAAAUUUGUAUCUUUACUGUGGAUCUUUCCUUAAAUCCAAAAACAGAGAUCAUGUGUAAAUAUCUAGGGGUUUUGGUGAUUUAUGGCUCUUUUUAAGGAAGCAUUAAAUACCAUUUUUGGUAUAGUUUAUCAAACCCUUUAAAGAAAAAGCUCUGAUCAUUAUCAAAUUAAGACAACCCAUAUUUAAAUUUGGGAUUUCUAAGGGUUAAUUCACUCAAAUUUGGGAUUUUGAGCUUGUAAAAUGUUCUUGUUUGAUUAAAGUUACAAACUUUGCCUCAAAAUCCAUAAUUUGGAUAUCUUCCACCAUGAGGGCAUUCUUCCCAUCUGAAUCUUGUAAAGAAUCACAUCUAAAUGCUCUGAAUCCACAAUCAUGGCUGCAAGUUGAAAGAGGAAAGCUUUCAAAAGUUUCACCUCACUCUUCUUCAUUAGAAUCUCUAAUCAAAGUCCGCGAUCCAUCGAUUCUACCAUUGUUCAAACCUGUUGAUUAUGUAGAAGUUUUAGCUCAAAUCCACAAAGAACUCGAAUCAUGUCCUCCACAUGAACGUUCAAACCUAUAUUUAUUACGAUAUCAAGUCUUUAAAGGCCUUGGUGACAUUAAACUAAUGAGAAGAAGUCUUCGUUUGGCUUGGCUCAAAGCAAGUACGGUUCACGAACGAUUCAUUUUUGGCGCAUGGUUAAAAUAUGAAAAACGAGGUGAACAACUUAUAUCUGAUUUACUCUCGUCGUGUGGUAAAUGUGCAAAAGAGUUUCCAUUGAUAAACAUCGGUUCUGAGCUCCCGUCUGUCGUAAACACUAGUUUUCCUGAUGGUGCAAUGACGAAUCAAAAGAAUAGUUUAUCGGGAACCGUUUCGUUUCAAAUCGGGGAUGUUAAAAUAGUUUGUGAUAGGCAAAAAAUGGCGACCCUUUCGCCUCCAUUUCAUCCUAUGCUUAACGGGUGUUUUAUAGAAUCAGUUUCAGAGGUCAUAGAUUUGUCGAAAAACGACAUUUCAUUAAGGGGUAUGAAGGUGAUUAGCGAAUUUAGCUCGACGGGUAUGUUGCCUGAUUUACCAACGGAUCUUUUACUAGAAAUCAUGGUGUUUUCAAGUAAAUUUUGCUGUGAGAAUCUUAAAGAUUCGUGUGACAGGAAACUCGCAACACUCGUUUUAUCACGAAACGAUGCGGUUGAACUUAUGGGAUACGCUCUCGAAGAGAACUGUCCGGUUCUUGCGGCCUCUUGUUUGCAGGUUUUCCUUCAAGAACUCCCGAAUUCUCUUAAUGAUGAACGCGUUGUUGACUUGUUGACUAGUGUUAACAGUCUGCAUAGUCCGGUUAUGGUGGGGUCCGCUUCGUUUUUGCUCUACUGUUUAUUAAGCCAAGUUGCUAUGGAUCUUGAUCCGGGAUCCGAUAAAGCUGCUUGCUUUUUGGAACAAUUAGUUGACUCUACGGUAAACAGUCAACAAAAGAUGGUGGCAUAUCAUAUGCUCGGAUGUGUGAAAUUACUCAAGAAGGAAUAUAACGAGGCCGAAAGAUUCUUCAAGGCUGCACUGACCGAAGGGCAUGUUUAUUCUGUCACGGGUUUGACCAGAAUCGGUCAAAUUAAGGGCAAAAAGGUUGACUCUUUUAAGAAACUCACCUCUAUUAUUUCAAAUUACACUCCUAUGGGAUGGAUGUAUCAAGAACGAUCGUUAUACUGCGAAAAUAAUGAAAAAAAGUGGGAAGAUCUCGAAAAGGCAACGGAACUGGAUCCGACGUUAACGUACCCGUAUAUGUACCGGGCGGCUUCUUUGAUGAAAAAACAAAACGUGCAAGAUUCAAUGGCGGAGAUUCACAAGAUUCUUGGUUUUAAACUUUCGGUUGAAUGUUUGGAGUUGAGGUUUUGUUUUCAUUUGGUUGUUGAAGAUUAUCAAUCGGCGAUUCGUGAUGUGCAGGCGAUUCUUACUAUUUGUCCGGAUUAUCGGAUGUUUGAAGGGCGGGUACCCGCGACACAGUUUCGAACGUUGGUUCGUGAGCAUGUUCGAAGUUGGACAAGUGCAGAUUGUUGGUUGCAGUUGUAUGAUCGGUGGUCUGAUGUUGACGAUAUCGGGUCACUUUCUGUUAUAUAUCAAAUGCUGGAGUCUGAAACGGCUAAGGGGGUUUUAUAUUUUAGACAGUCUUUACUUCUACUCAGGUUAAAUUGUCCGGAAGCAGCGAUGCGGAGUUUACAGUUGGCCCGCCAGCAUGCAUCAAGUGAACAUGAACGUUUAGUUUAUGAGGGUUGGAUAUUAUACGAUACGGGCCAUUGCGAUGAAGCGUUGAAAAAAGCCGAAGAAUCUAUUAAGUUGAGUAGAUCCUUUGAGGCCUUUUUUCUGAAAGCAUACGCUUUGGCAGAUUCUAGCCAAGAUCCUACGUGUUCUUCAACCGUUGUAGCGCUUCUUCAAGAUGCCCUUAAGUGCCCUUCCGAUAGGCUUCGCAAAGGCCAGGCGUUGAACAAUCUUGGAAGCGUUUAUGUAGAUUCUGGGAAACUAGACCUUGCAGCCGAUUGCUACAUUAACGCGCUUAAAAUAAGGCACACGCGGGCCCACCAGGGACUUGCUCGUGUCCAUUAUUUAAAAAACAACAAGUCUGCUGCUUAUGAGGAAAUGACAAAGUUAAUUGAGAGGGCACGGAAUAAUGCGUCUGCUUAUGAAAAGAGAUCAGAGUAUUGUGAACGUGAACAGACCAAGUCAGAUCUUGAAAUGGUUACUCGUUUGGAUCCUCUUCGGGUUUAUCCGUACAGAUAUCGUGCAGCAGUCUUGAUGGACAAUCACAAGGAGAAAGAAGCGAUCACUGAGCUAUCAAGGGCGAUUGCAUUCAAAGCGGACCUACAUUUAUUGCAUUUACGGGCAGCGUUUCAUGAACAUACAGGGGAUGUUUUGGGUGCCAUGCGGGACUGUAGAGCGGCCCUAUCUUUUGACCCCAAUCAUCAAGAAAUGCUUCAACUUCGUAGUCGUGUAAACAGCCAAGAACCAUAAAUAAUAUUCAACAGUUAGAUGCAAUGGUGAAGAAAAAGAGAGGUUUGUGUAUGAUAAAAAUGUCAACACAUGAUGAAUCUUGUAAGCGUUAAUAUGUGUGUAUUCCUUUAGAUUCUUCACUCCAUUUCUUGUUUUACUAUUUUCCUAUACUACUUAGUUCUAUUGAAAACCGUGCCAGUUGCCAUCCGCCCA
This is a messenger RNA of Helianthus annuus (common sunflower), 3356 nucleotides long. Its product is annotated as ETO1-like protein 1. Gene Ontology annotation, molecular function: protein binding. The transcript has 6 exons. Gene Ontology annotation, biological process: negative regulation of ethylene-activated signaling pathway. The record is from RefSeq and is a predicted model, not a curated record. Bases 501 to 3164 code for a protein of 887 amino acids. NCBI's taxonomy places the organism in Eukaryota, Viridiplantae, Streptophyta, Magnoliopsida, Asterales, Asteraceae.